Molecule: messenger RNA, 3823 nt
Organism: Anguilla rostrata (American eel)
Lineage: Eukaryota; Metazoa; Chordata; Actinopteri; Anguilliformes; Anguillidae
Exons: 5
Coding region: 452-1666 (404 amino acids)
Source: RefSeq, a predicted model, not a curated record
CCCGUGUUACGCCAGUAGCUGUGAAGGCAUGUGUGAUGACGUUACACAGGCAGGAUCUUAAACGUCGGGGAUGAAACUUUAUCCAGGGCUACUGAGCAGUAAUGAAAAUAGGAAUUACAUUAAAAAACCGUUCUAGAUGGUUUGUGUGAAAACAUAAAUAGUGACUAGAUAUCGACCUUCCAAGCUGUAACUAGCUGCUGAACAGUUAUCUGCAUGACGAUUGGGCAUAACAAUCAUCAACAGCGCCAUUGCCUUUUUGCAAUAGCUAGCUAGCUAGCUAUUUAUCGUCUCCGCAUUGGGUAACAUGCUUUGUGGAUAGUGAUGGAAAUGUAGGCCACUCCGCAUAAUUAUUGGACAGAAAAAGAGGUGUGCAGCUGUGAUGGUCAUGUUAACCUAGCCCUCAGCGCCACCUCUUCCCGCCUGGUCCCUCGGUGUGUCCUGCCCUGUUGCCAUGACGUGGUGCGCCCUCACUGCCACGUCCAGCCUGUUGCUACUGUUUGUGGUGCCCUCCCUCUGCAGCCAUACAGGGGAGUUCCCCAGCCUGGUGGCCAACCUGACCCUGGACAACGAGGCAGCAUGUGUCUAUGCAUGUAAAGUCUUUCCAGACUGUGAUUUGAAGGCCUUUGAAGAAGAGAAGAAAAUGUGCUAUUUUUUCAAGUGUCCCAAUGGCACUGACUGCCAAACUUUCACUGUGGACGAGCUUCUCAAAAGCCAAGGAACUGGUGACCAUGUUGCCCCAGAAAACUCUCAAUUGCCCUUGUCUCCAAGUGCUUCUGUUCCUGCUGCCAUUGAUGACUUGUUGCCCCAAGAGCACCAGUCAAACUCGUCAUUGCCCAUCCACCCUAACAGCAGCAACACAGAUUUAAUGCUCGACAAGGGUACAAAAAAUAGCACUUUACUUCCAAGCAGCACGACUUUAUACUCCCCGUCCCUGUCAUCCACUGGAGACACCUUGGGGCAGGGACCCGCACCUGUGGCUACAGCUGUUGAUAGUACACCUUCACCAUUUCAGCCCACAGGUGAGGCCGCUCCCACAAAUCUCACUACCAUUACCAGCAAACCUGCUACCAUCAACAUCACUACAACCAUGACUACCAUGCGUACAAAUAAGUCUGACAGUGCGGCAGUUACGCCAACGACCCAAAUCUCACUGAAUAAAACCUCUGCAACAAAACUUACCACCACAAACGCUGCAAAUCUGACAACCACAGCCGUGGCAACAACCGCAAAGACAACAACCACGUCAGCGUCAACUUCCACGGCCAUCAUGACAACAACACCAACAGCCACAAUCUCCAAAACGCCACCGGCUACCACCUCAACUACGGCCAUGGCGAAGGAGACGCCAUCACUGACCACAGUGAAUGUCCGUAGCACCCCUGCCUCCUCGCUGAGUGCCCCAGAGCCAGUCACCAGCCCGCCCAGGACUACUCCAGGAAAGGAGGGAGGAAACGGUAAAAAAGCCAUUCUAGACGUCGCUGCUGGCCCUCUGACCCGGCAGCUGGUGGACACCAGCUCAUUACUGGCCGUGCUCCUGUUCGGCCUGAUCUUCUUCCUAGUCACCGUGGCCCUUUUCCUCACGCAGGCCUAUGACAGUUACAAGAAGAGAGACUACACCCAAGUGGACUACCUAAUCAAUGGAAUGUAUUCAGAUUCAGGCGUCUAAUGGCUAAAGCUGGGAGAGUUGGUGUUUACAUUCCAAAAAUUUCAUUUUAUAUUAAUUUGUCUUGCUUUUUUCUUUCUUUUUUGCUUUUUUGGAAAGGAGUUUAGAAACUGCUUAAGGUUUGAAUGGUGACACAAAUAUGUUUCCACACAGACGUCACAGUAAUAGACAGGUGCGAUCUUCUGAUUUUGGUUAUUUGAACAUGUUUGGGGUUUGCAUUUUCCUAUGGUUUUGAUAAUCACCCAGCAUUUCCUAUGCAGGCAUUGUGCCCUUGCUGUCCAUCUAUGAUGCUGCUGUUCAGUUUGCUGUGGCACACGUAGUAUCCAACAGCUCCACUAAUUUGGAUUGUUCUGUUUUUUUUUUUGUUUUUUUUAGAAUGAGAGCUUCUCAGCACUGCAGAGCUGCUGUUGAGAAUUCCUGUCCAAGUUUUGAUUGUUAACAUUUCUAUUCAAAAUUUGAGUGAACACAGGCCGGUUCUGCAAUGCUAUGGGAAGGGAAUAGUACUGUUGUAUAAAUUGGGCUUGAUAAAAUGAAGUGCCAACUGAUUGAAUAAUAUUUAACUUGAAUAAACUUUAAGGUCAUUAAGCUCUUUAAUUCUUGUCAAAAAUACACAGUGAAAAAUGCAAGCCCUAAAUAUGUACCGGAUGUUCAUACACCAACCUGUUUCACUGUAUCUGGGCCAUGCUAUGUAGGCGGAGUGUUGAGUGUGUGUUUGUGCGUGCGUGCGUGCGCGCACAUGCAUGCUCUCUUAUGUAGCUGAUGCAUCUUCAUCCGCAAAGCCGUGAGUACUGAGUCUUAAAUUUCAGUAUUUGCUAACCAUUAAACAUAGAGAGGUACAGUUUGCUUAUGAAGUGAAUAACUCAUUUUACUUCAUUUUAUGUGUGUGUGUGCAUGUGUGCAUGUGUGCGCGUGCGUGCGUGCAUGUGUGUGUGUGCACGUGCGUGCGUGCACGUUAAAGCAAGAUUAUUUCGCGUUUUGUAAACAUGUCUCAACAUUUUAUUUCCUGAGUUCAUUAUGCAAGACUUAAUUAAUAAUGCCUUUCCCUACAAUUAUCACCAGCCCCCUGGCCCCCAGCACAUUUUUUAUUUUUUAUUCCAUUUAAUGGGUUAAGAAUGAAUGCCAAAAUAAUAUCCAGAACUCUGGAGCACAUCCUUAUGAAGCCAAGGGAAUCACACAGCCAUUAUGAAGUGCAUUCAAGCAGCAAGGAAGUUAAAGAAACUUUCUAAUGUUUUGGAGCUGCCAAAGAAUAGCACAAAUCAGAUUGUUUAUGUGCCAAUUUCUGUCUGUAUAGUCUAAUAAUGCACUAUUAAAAAAUGAAACGGGUUUUGCAAUAAUAAAAGCAGGCUAUGCUUUUCAUAAUUUCAUUUAACCAAGAAAUGUCUUUUUUAAUUUACACAACAAAUACAAUGUGUGUGAGACAACACGUUUACAGAUUAGUCCUGUAUGUGUAGUACCCUCUAAUGAGGACAGCUCAUUCUUUUUCAUAAUAAUCAUUGUUUGUGAUGUAUCUCCACAAACUGUAUAGAUGUACUAUUAAUGUGUACAGUACAGUUGAUUAGCAAAAUGUACAUCACAUUAAUAUCGGAAAGAAAGCCUGCACUUAGAGUGUAGUGAUAAGACCCUGGGAACAUGAUAAAGACACACUUCCUGUUUUGAGAAAAUGUAAUGUUAGCUAAUUGGCAAAGAAGUGGAUAAAUGCUUUUGGAGCAGGUGGGUUUUGUUGUUUGAGAGGGAGAAAAAUAUAAGGUGUUAAGAGUUGGCUAUAGGGAAUAGGCAGAAGGGCUACUUUCAUUUGGGAAAGAAGGGAAAAAAUAUGAACCGAAAAAACAAACUGGACAGAUGAGCACAUAGCUGUAUAAGGGUGUAUGUUGUUUUUACACCACAGCUACCUGUCCUGCCGUUUACUUAUAAACGUAAUCUCAAACCAUUUCUUACAAAUCUCAAAUCUUCUUCUGCUUAGCCAAAGGUGCUACAGCCAACAGCUGAAAAAACUAAACCCAAAUAAGAUUUAAACUGUCACAGUUAAGUCAGUAGCCCUUCAACUGCAUUGCAUUACUGCAAGUUACAGGCGUGUGUCUUUGACGCCUAUUUCAUUGUAAUGUUUUGUUUUCCCUUAGGCAUUUAUGCAAUAAACUGCUCUGCAGCAUGUACAUGUAGUAA